Molecule: messenger RNA, 2996 nt
Organism: Syngnathoides biaculeatus (alligator pipefish)
Lineage: Eukaryota; Metazoa; Chordata; Actinopteri; Syngnathiformes; Syngnathidae
Gene: agtrap
Product: angiotensin II receptor-associated protein
Exons: 5
Coding region: 146-601 (151 amino acids)
Biological process (GO): angiotensin-activated signaling pathway; regulation of blood pressure
Cellular component (GO): plasma membrane
Source: RefSeq, a predicted model, not a curated record
GUGCUGUCACAUGGUUUGUGUUUGCGAGCCCGGGCGAACGACACCAAGAAAAGAAAAGGGGGAAAAAAAAAAAGAGACAAAGCUUGCGUGCCGCUCUCUUCCUCUUUUUCAAACUCUCAGCGAGCGUUGAGCGCGGCUGGCUGUUAUGGAAAUUCCUGCCAUCAAUCUGAAGGCCAUCGUUUUGGUGCACUGGCUGCUGACAGUUUGGGGCUGCAUGGCGUGGCUGCCCACCUCCUUCGCCUGGGGCAACUUCAGCGUCCUGGCGGUGGGCGUGUGGGCCAUCGCCCACAGGGACUCGGUCGACGCCGUGCUGAUGUUUCUGAUCGGGAUGGCGGUGACCAUCCUGACCGACAUGGUCCACUUCGGCAUCUAUUACUCGCUGAGCGAGCUGGCGUCGCAAAACGGCCGCGACGUGUUCCGCUUCAGCGCCGGCAUGGCCAUCCUCAGCCUGCUGCUCAAGCCCGCCUCCUGCUUCUUCGUCUACCAGAUGUACCGCGAGCGAGGAGGAGAUUACAACGUCAACUUUGACUUAGAGACCUCAGUGGACAGUCGCUGCACGACGGACAGUGCCGACAGUGCAUUUAUCGGCCGCCGCUAUUGACCCCCCCCCAUCCUACACCCCCACCCCGCAUACCCGCUUUUUCCCCCUCUGCCUACCUUGCAUUCCCCCCCCCCCCUGCACAGGAAGUGAGCUCAUGAAAAGGGAAGAACAACGAGGACACUUUUUUAUGUAUUUUUGUUUUGUAUUUAUAAGCGUGUGCGUGUUUGUCCCCUUACGCCUCGUUUGGGCUUGUUCUCAUAUACAUAUUUGCAUGUCUGUGUUAUUUAAAAUCUAGAUGCCUCGUGUAGGUUUCUGUGAGUUUUUGCAUGAUAACAAUCAUCAUCAUAACGCGGUGAUACCUUGAGAUAAGAGCCAUUGUUUGUUUGUUUUUGUUUGUUUGUUGUUGUUGUUGUUUUUUGGACUUGGAAGCGCUGUACGGUGUCAGCGAACGCAACGCACUUCAAAGCUGUCGUCAUUAUGGCAGACAUAGAAGCACUUUUUUAAAAAGAGGCUACAUGGAGUUUUUUGCCAUUCCCACUUGAGAUUGAAAUCAUUCAAAUUAAACAAAAAAAAUCACAACAUUAUAAUACAUUCAUAAAAAUAUGGACACUGGACAGGAACAAAUGCAAGUAAACAGCAACGUUUAGCUUGAUUUUCUUCACCCUGUAGUCAAAAAGAACACAGCAAAGAUAGCAAAGCAGCCGGAUCACGAGACGCUCACUGUGAUGCCUAAUGCCUAGCGGUGUCGCCCCAAAAUCACCUGUUUUUUGAAUUUUCACGGUAGUUGACGUUUAUGAAACUGCAGUAAGGAACAUUCAGCUUGUGUAGAGUGUGUGAUUAGCCAACUCAAGUGGACAAACAGAAUAAAUGCACCUCUCUAAAUGUAUAUCAAUAACACAAUAAAUAAUUGGACCCUACUCAGUUUCAUUUGGGUUUUCUGGAAUGUUCAUAGUAACAUAAUAAUAAGAGAGUACUGUUUAACGAUACUCACGAACAUAUAUUCCUUAUCCUCAGUUAAGACCGAGAGCAGCCGACUGAGAAGUUCUGACCAACUCCACGCGCAGGACAGCCUCGGUUCUCGAACGUCCCCGUUCUCGAACAAAUCGGUUUUUCGAACGGAAAUUUCGAGAUGUUUUUUUUUUGCUUCCGUUUUCGAACGAAAAUCGGUACUUGAACGCCCCCAACAAAACUCGGAAAUCACAAAACGGCUGACCCACAACACGCUUGGUUGCGAAUUCCCACCCCGCCGAAAAAACCCGGAAAUAACAGAACGCGCGCGGCCCGACCAGCUGACCCACCCACGACGCGUUUUGUUCCUGUCAAAUCGAACGAACCCCCGAAAAAAACCCGGAAUUAACAUUACUCGCGCAGGGGUUUAUUCGGUUCUCGAACAAAUCGGUUUUCGAACCGUCUUCUAGAACGGAUUGCGUUCAAGAAACGAGGCGCUGCUGUAUCUGAAUGUGGGUACUUUGCUGCCCUCAGGUGGGCACGGCAUAUACCAAAGAAGGAUUAGUCACGAAGGGUUAAUCAAUCGUGUCUCAUGGCACCGCUGAGGAUAAUCUCUCACUCCACUGUGAACAGUUGAACAUUUCGGAAUCAACGUGAUCAACGUCUCACAUUGUCUACAGGUGAUGAUUUCCAAGCUCAUCAUGACAAAUUUGUCCGUGUGAUCGAUACAAGAAAAACUCACAGCCUGUAAAACCGCGACAUCAAAUUUAGCCAUGAAACCAACAUCAAAUCUCGUCUUUGUAAUUAAUCAUCAACAAGCCGCGGAUAUGAUGAAGGCAGGACGGUUCCAAUUUUCAUCCUCGGACGGGGAAAUUACACUUCACUCGUGACUCCCACGGGCAAAAUCAAAACAUUCCUAAAAUAGAAGUCAACAAAACGGUGAAAAAAAAAAAAUGUGAUACGUCGCCCGUCGAAAGCCAUCGUGGCGACUUUGUGGAGUCUGAAGCGUGCGCGCUGACAACAAUGUGGCAGGAGAUGACAAUUUGAGUCAUAAAAACAUGAAAGACACUUACUGUAUGUGUCGAGCAUUUUCGAUCAAACACCAAACAAACUUCGACUCUAAUUUAGUUGAGAAAUGUGACCCAGUACGAGGUCUCGACAGUACCGAUUUCGUUUCUGGUGUGUGGGAAAGGACUCAAACCAUACAUGGAAGACAGAUAAAGACAUCAUACAUGUAUUAAUAGAGGCGGAAACUGCUUAGAGCACAGGUGUCAAACUCAAGGCCCGGGGGCCAGAUCUGGCCCGCCACGUGAUUUUAGGUGGCCCGUGAAGGCAAAUCGUGUGUUAACUUCCAUCAUUCUUGCUAAAAAUCUGUGCCAAAAUUUCAUAUAUAAAUAUGAUGAGGUGAUUAAAAAGACUUUUAUGGUUUCACAGUCAUAAUGGCCCUCUAGUGGAAAUCGUAACUACAAUGUGGCCCGCGACAAAAAAGGAGGUCAACACCCCUGGG